Messenger RNA from Saccostrea cuccullata (small rock oyster), 1095 nucleotides. RefSeq names its product aggrecan core protein-like. Lineage: Eukaryota; Metazoa; Mollusca; Bivalvia; Ostreida; Ostreidae. Gene Ontology annotation, molecular function: signaling receptor activity. The record is from RefSeq and is a predicted model, not a curated record. Bases 1 to 993 code for a protein of 330 amino acids. The transcript is spliced from 6 exons.
AUGUUGCAUAGUAGGUUCUUCCUAAAUGCGAUUUUCUUUAGCCUUGUUUUAACAGACGGGUCCUUGAAAACUGGCUAUGAUAAUUUACAAUGGGGUAAGAGGCUUCUGGGCAGGCUACUGACCAUUAUAGCCCAGAUCAGUCCCCUGGACUGCGCCGAGGAAUGUUUGAUCCGCUCCGAAUGUCUGUCAUUUAACUACAGGCGGGCCGAGAAAUUCUGUGAACUGAACUACGAGAGCGGCGAAGGCUCCAAUGCAAAGUUGUCAGAUGAAGAAGGGUGGAUCUUUAGCCGUCGAGAAUCUUGGCCUAUGGAAAUAUCAGAGGCAUGUAAGAACAUAAGAUGCGCUUUUAACCAAAAGUGUAUCAAAAAUUCUUACGUCUCCACUGAAUGCAAGCUAGCACAUUGUCAUCCAGUAGACUUACAGCUUCCACAAAAUGUUCAGAAUUUUAGUUCUGAAAAAGCUCUAAAUCUGGGGAGCAAGCACAGCUUAUCCUGUGUAGACGGAUAUAAUCCGUCUGGGGACGAGACCGUGGAGUGCCUGAGGAAUGGAACCUGGAGUGACGUCAAUAUCACGUGUCAUGAGUGUGUUACAGGAUGGAUUUGUAACAACGACAAAGGGACUUGCUACCGACGAAUUGGUACACCUUUAACUCAGGAAGCGGCGAUGAGGUCCUGCAGGAUCUGUGAUUCUUACCUUGUAGAAGUUAACGAUGAUGAGGAAAAUAGAUGGAUCACCGAGAAUGUACUAAAGGGCUUGUUCUGCAGUAAUGAGUAUUCCUGUGCCACGUGGACCGGAGCAAAUGAUAGGGAGGAGGAAGGCACCUUUGUCUGGGAACAUUCGAACACUCGAACUGGAAUGUUAAACUGGUCACCUGGAAAUCCCGAUGGAAAAGAUGGGAAAGAUUGUGUAGACAUGUUUUAUAAUGGGCAGUUUAACGAUAGACCGUGUGAGCACGAGAAUGCAUUCAUAUGUGAAAGAGAGGGUUUUCCUUGACAACAUUCAAAGUACAUGUAGCCUAAAAGCACACUUUACUGAUCAAGUUGACUUUGUGAUCAGAAAAAAAUACUUGGUUAAUAUUUAUUCAUUUGUAUGAUA